Molecule: messenger RNA, 4224 nt
Organism: Mucor velutinosus
Lineage: Eukaryota; Fungi; Mucoromycota; Mucoromycetes; Mucorales; Mucoraceae
Gene: SAM4
Product: AdoMet-homocysteine methyltransferase
Exons: 9
Coding region: 1-4224 (1407 amino acids)
Biological process (GO): transmembrane transport
Cellular component (GO): membrane
Molecular function (GO): ATPase-coupled monoatomic cation transmembrane transporter activity; P-type transmembrane transporter activity; ATP binding
Source: RefSeq, a predicted model, not a curated record
AUGAGGCGGGUGCUUAUCGCUUAUUAUUUACUACUACUGUCACUACAUCACUACGUAGAUGCUAUACCCAAAUUUCAUACAGUCAACAGCCAUUUCCACAAUGGCACCACUUGUCCAGCUGUGACAAGACCAAAUGUGCUUUGUCCUGUUCUAUGUGUCACAAAUCAGGCACUGUGUCCACCUCAGUUUGGCCCUCAGUCAUGUCCAAAUGGCUCCAGCCUGUGUAUCGAUGGAUCUUGUAGAGCUGUGCUAAAGGCUUGCAGAAGCAGCGCAUUUCAUGUAGAUAUACCCAACUACGAUCCCAAGAAUAUGACUCUCCAGCAAUACGAAGCUUGUUCAACUGGCAUGAACAUACCUUCCACCAUUCAGAAUACAUGGGCCAAUCUUCCUUCCAACCAACAAGCCAUGAUAUGGAACAUAUGCGAGGCACCUCAGGGCAUGAAUUUUCCUAUCCGAGCUGUGAUAGUGAUCGUCUAUCUUGCGGUUCAUCUAGCCUUCUUCCCAUUAUGGGGAUUAUGGGCUAUUUACAAGCAUGCCAAAGAAAAGAAAUUGAACAUGAUCCAUAUGGAUCAUGCCAAUGGCAUUAAAAUAAAUGGAAGACCACAGUUGGUUGAGUUGGAGACAAGUCCAUCCAGCAGUAAUGAGAUCAUUCAUUGUGAAGAAAAGGACAACAGUGAAAAGGGUUUUGCAGAGCAUGUCGAUAUGGAAGGCAGUGCUAUAGAGGAGGAAAAACAAGAAGACCACAAUGAGCUAACGCAACGAGGUUUCAAGCGUAAUACUAUCGGCAAUUCCAUGAUUGUGUACAUGGGCGUCAUCUCGAUAUUCUGGAUUGGGAUACUACUGCUGCUAUGCUUGGAUUAUUAUGGCUAUGUUAUCAAAGAUACGCCGUUUGGAUUAUUCUACAACUCUUACGAUUUGUCAAGCAAAGCAUUCUGUGUUGCCUGGUUUCUCUCCACCAGCUGGUACUUAUUCAUCAACAUUGCAAGAACCAAGAUCAAAAACUACUUUCGUAUUGAAACAACAUUUGCCAAUGCUGACUUUAUUCAGAUUAGGAAACCGAGACGAGUGAUCCAAAUGAAGAGUGAAAGCGAGCGUAGUGUGAUUAUGCCUGCGCUGUCGAAAUUCGAAAGCAUGACUCGACAACUAUUGGGCUUUGACACACUCACUACUACUGUACCCGUUGUCAAGUUGGACGACCAACAACGCUAUUUUGAGUUUCAAUCCACUCGAUACCACUAUGAAGCGACCACACAGACAUUUGAACCAGUGGACAUCAAGAAGUUCUUCAGUAUGAAGCCGCAAGACUUGGUCACCAUGAAGAAGGGACUGGACGAUGCUACAACACAGACUCGCCUGCAAUCACUGGGCCCUAAUUUCAUUGAGGUCAAGGUACCAAGUUUCCUUCAAGCGCUUUGGGAGGAAUUGACUGGUUUCUUUUACAUUUAUCAAUUGCAAAUCCUAUGGUGCUACUUUUACUUGGCUUACUGGCAGAUUGGUAUAUCAGACACGGGUGUAAUUCUUUUGGCUGCUCUCAUCAAGGUGAUUGUGCGUUUGAAAUCAGAGAAAAGAGUUAAGACGAUGGCAGAACAUGUGGAUACAUGUCAAGUGCUUCGAAACCAGGUGUGGUCAGGUGUAUCUACUGCUGAUUUGGUGCCUGGAGACGUAGUCAAGGUGGAAGCUGGUCAAACUGUGCCUGUGGAUGCUGUGAUACUUUGUGGUGAUAUUGUCGUAGAUGAAAGUUCAUUGACAGGCGAACCACUUCCUAUUAGAAAAUUUCCUCUGCGUUCCACGGAUGACAGUGCAUCUCUUAUCGACUUUGAUUGCCAAUCUUCUGCUGGCAAGACAAAUAGCUUAUUUGCAGGCACCACCGUCAAGCAGAGUACUGCAGACGCUAUUGCCUUGGUGCUCAAGACUCGCACAGACACGGACAAAGGACAGCUUGUGCAGCGCAUCUUGUUUCCUCAGCCAGUGUCGUUCAUCUUUAAUGAGCAGCUCAAAUUGGUCUUUUUUUUAUUGCUAUUAUGGGCUCUCGUCUUGCUUGGAUUUGGUGCCUGGUGGCUCGGUGGAACAGGCAUGACGGCUUGGUUUUAUGGCACCAUUUGUGCAGCUCAAGUCAUGAACCCUCUUCUUCCAGCCAUUUUGGUGGUGGGACAAUCGGUGGCAGCGGGAAGACUAAAGAAGAAGGGUGUAUUCUGCGUUGAUUUUCCCCGCAUUCUGAUGGCUGGCAAGGUGCAAGUCUUUUGCUUUGAUAAGACGGGCACAUUGACCAAGGAGGGUUUGGAGUAUUAUGGCGUGUAUCCUGCCAAAAAAGAGGCCUUUGAAGAUUUGCAGCCAUCCUUCACGGAACUCUCAAACACCAACAACGAUUUGAUGCAAAUGGGGCUGUCUUGCUGUCACUCUGUUACUAUGCUCAAUGGAGACUAUGUUGGCAAUCCCGUGGAUUUAGUCAUGUUCCAAGCAACAGAAGCAUCAUUGUCAACGGAUGAAGCAGGCCAGGAAUUGAUCAUUCCAAACAAGAACCAAGGACCCACACUCAAAGUGCUUCAACUCUUUGAAUUUCAGCAUGCUCGGGCAACCAUGUCGAUUGCAGUCAAGGACAUGAUAACGGGCCAUGUACACGUCUUUUGCAAAGGGUCAUUUGAGAGAAUUGCUGAUGUGUCUGCAAGUGGGAUACCAGCAAAUUUUGAUGAAAUCACCUCACACAGUGCCAGAGUAGGGUGUUAUGUGCUCGGUAUGGCCCACCGCGACCUUGGCAUUCUGUCGCAGGAAGAAGAGGAUCAGCUUGCUACACACUGCACUCGAGAUCAGCUGGAAUCAGACUUGACAUUUAUAGGCUUGGUGCUUUUCAAAAACUUACUCAAAGAGGACACGGCAGAUGCUAUUCAGCAGAUCAAACAGGGUGAUGUUCGCGUUGUAAUGAUUACGGGCGAUAAUGCAUUGACAGGUGUCUUUAUCGGUCAGCAGUGCCAUUUUGUGCCACCCAAUGCACAAGUCAUUGUUGGCGAUGUCAUGGCUGACAUAGACAAACUGGUGUGGACUGAUGCGGAUACAGGCAAGCCAGUAGAGCAUAUUGACGCUGCUAUUGCCAGUGGUUAUGAAUUGGCCAUGACAGGCAAAGCAUUCCGUUUGCUGGUAUCUAAUGGUACUAUGCGCGACUAUCUAUUUUCCACUCGUAUAUUUGCAAGAAUGACGCCUGUAGACAAAAUGCAGUGUGUAGAGCUAUUGAUGGAGAGAGCCAUUACAGCCAUGUGCGGUGAUGGCGGCAAUGACUGUGGUGCGCUGAGGUCGGCUCAUGUAGGUAUUGCCAUGUCAGAAGCAGAAGCCUCGGUGGUAUCGCCUUUCAGUACACCCAAUCGGUCUGUGCAAGCGUGUGUUGAUCUGCUGAUUCAAGGUCGCUCAGCGCUUGCUACUUCAUUUGCCAGCUACAAGUAUCUCAUCAUGUAUGGUGAGACCAUGGCUACUGUCAAAUUCUGCACCUUUUACUAUACUAUGUCGUUUUCGCAGUGGAAUUUCAUCUUGAUUGAUGCCUUUAUCACAGUGUUCUGUGCCUUUGCAGUGACACAAGCUGGUGCAGCUAAGAGACUAUCACACCAUCGACCCACUGCUCGUAUUUUGGGACCUGAAGUCUUGCUGUCUGUGUUGGGGCAACUCUGGAUCAAUGUGUGGUUCUUGAUUGGUGCCUUCAUCUGGCUGUAUACAAGAGACGAUUUCUUUCGAUGCCGUGAAUGGGAUGCCAGAGCGACGGAUGCGUCCAAAUGGUGGCUGCUAGGCGACAGUUUCGAGGCAGAUGUACUGACAUUUAUAGCACUGUUCCAAUUUGUCAAUUGUGCCAUGGUUUUCAACUAUGGCUACAUCUUUCGACAGAGGUGGUACCGCAAUUAUUUUUUGAUAGUUGUUUGGGCAGUAUUCAUCAGUAUCGUCAGCUACUGGGAAUUGGCAGAUCCAAAUCGCUUUGGCUGCUUGAUGCGAUUGAAUUGCGGAAAUCCAGAUGUGUUGGUAUCGCUGGGUUAUGAAAGACCUUCCUUUUACAUUGAGCCGUACAAUAACCCAUUAGGACACAAUGUGCUUCCAAAAUCAUUCAGAUAUCAGUUUUGGGCUUACUCUAUUGUAAACAUGCUUGUGGUACAUGUUUGGGAGAGAUUCGUCAUUCUAGGUCCCGUGAGACAUAUGCUUAGAAAUAGUAACUACAAUUUUGUUAAACGUUUAUUCCCGUUCAAGACCUAA